CCCCAACGACGUUCUCUCUGUCUUUCUCUAUUCUUUCUGUCUUCGCUCGCUUGCGCUCUCUCUCUCUCUCUCGGAUUCUCUCGCUGUUCCAGUUAGGUUUGCUGAUCUUGUUCAUCGGUUCCUGGAAUCUCCUUUCGGCUUCGCAGAUCAAGAUUCUCCUCUGCAAACUGCUAGUAUUUGACGUCAAUCCUGGGAGGGGGAAUAUACGCCUCAGGAUUUCUUGUAUCCAUGCUGGCAGGGAGCAUGCGUGGAAUUUGUGCUUCGGGUAAUGCCCCUGACAAGAUUUGCUGCCGAUGCAUUCGGUGCGGUGACAAUUUGUCUGGUUUCUAUCUUGGUUCUUCUUGGAUUGCUGUGUAUUGUCUACUUAAUUUACUUCCGCUCUCGCAUUCGUAGUCAAGACCUUGGUCAACUCAGUUAUUUCAGUGGUCCUUGGAUUGUCCGGAUAAUAUUCAUUUUGUUUGCUAUCUGGUGGGGUUUCGGCGAAAUUCUCCGGUUAAGCUUGUUGAGAGGUGAGGGAAGAUUGUUGAAUGCUUUCAACUUGAAAUGGCAAGAAAAUAUUUGCAAAGGAUAUAUUGUUUCAAAUCUGGGAUUUGCAGAACCUUGCCUAUUCCUCACCCUUAUAUUUCUCCUUCGUGCUCCCUUACAGAAGAUGGGGUCUGGAAUUCUAAGCCAAAAGUGGAAUGGAAAGACAGUGAGAUGUGUUCUUCUUUACUGCUUCCCAGUUUUUAUUCUUCAGCUCUGUGUUAUUCUAAUUGGACCCCAUUCGCACAAGGAUAGCAGUCCCUUGCAGAAAUUGCCGCAUUAUUUCACAAUGACAGCUGAUCAUCCUAGGAACCCAAAUGCUGCCAGUGAUGAUGUUGCCUUCUGCACAUACCCUUUACUGAGUACUAUACUUCUAGGUUUUUUUGCUAUCGCCCUGACGCUCUAUUUGUUUUGGCUGGGAAGGUGCAUUUUGAAAUUGGUGAUCAAUAAGGGCCUGCAGAAGAGGAUUUAUACUUUAAUAUUUGCUGUGUCAAGUUUCCUUCCGUUAAGGGUUCUUUUACUUGGGCUAUCUGUUUUAUAUCAUCCAGAGCGUUUUCUAUUUGAAGCUCUUGCUUUUUCGGCUUUUCUUGCCCUUAUAGCUUGUGUCAUGGUGUGUAUAUCCAUGCUUGUGUACUGUCCAGUUGCAGAUUCUUUGGCCCUGAACCUACAGGAUUUAGAGGGCAGAAGAUUGAUUACUGAUGAUCAUAGUGAAACCAUCUCUUUUGUUGCUAACCAAAGCAACAUGGAAGAAAGUGGUCGAAUCAGCCCUAGGAGAACCUCAGACACUUCAACCAAGCGUGGAUCUAUUUCUUUCCGGACUUAUGAGAGAGAUGUGACCUCAACGGGGACGUAUGUGGAACUGAGCCUUUUCUCUCCUGGUCGAGAUAUGACUCCACCAGGAUCACCUCCGCUCCCUGGUUGGCCAAUGCGGCCCCUUACACAAGCUCUUGGAUUGUAGAAACUGGCAAGAAACUGAGUACUAACUGGUGAAUAUCCAUUUUGUGGUGAUUGUACGAGUAUGCGAAGAAGAAAUAUCAAUUUUGUGAUGAUGGAAACUGAUUGUAAAGGGUUUAGCUUCAAUAAGGAAUUUUGUUCGUGGAUAGUUUUAUAAUUUUUAGAUGCGAUGGAAUUGGUAAUCUUCUCUCAUUGUGUAACAUUUCUUUUUACAACUUUGAACUUUGUCCCAUGAGAGAGAAGGCGAUGUACCUUGGAAAUUUGGGUGGUGCAAAUGGUGGUUUUCUGCGUAUGGAGAGUUUUUGGAUCUUUUCAUUUUUAUUUAAAAUUUUAUAAAGUUCUUCAUUGGUUGCA
This is a messenger RNA of Tripterygium wilfordii, 1830 nucleotides long. RefSeq lists its product as uncharacterized. The record is from RefSeq and is a predicted model, not a curated record. NCBI's taxonomy places the organism in Eukaryota, Viridiplantae, Streptophyta, Magnoliopsida, Celastrales, Celastraceae. Bases 269 to 1480 code for a protein of 403 amino acids. The transcript has 2 exons.